Nymphalis io (European peacock) is the source of this 1359-nucleotide messenger RNA. RefSeq names its product SAGA-associated factor 11 homolog (gene Sgf11). Bases 51 to 992 code for a protein of 313 amino acids. Gene Ontology annotation, cellular component: SAGA complex; DUBm complex. The transcript is spliced from 4 exons. The record is from RefSeq and is a predicted model, not a curated record. Lineage: Eukaryota; Metazoa; Arthropoda; Insecta; Lepidoptera; Nymphalidae. Gene Ontology annotation, molecular function: transcription coactivator activity. Gene Ontology annotation, biological process: positive regulation of DNA-templated transcription; regulation of transcription by RNA polymerase II.
UAGUGCACAAGAAUAUCAUUCUAAUUUUUUUUAUUAUUUUGUAUUACAAUAUGAAUAACAGUAUUAAUAUUAUGAGUGAAUUAAGUAUGAAUGAUUUAAAUAGUAAAUUUUUCGAGAUAAUGCAAAAUGAAACUAAUGCCGAGGAUGCAGCCAACUUUAUAUACGAGAGUGUUUGUGACGAUGUAACUUUAGGGGUGCUAUUUGAAUUUCACCACGGAUUAAAAACAGGCCUUACGGAUCUGUUAGAAGGGGAAAAGGAAGAAGAAGAGGGAUACAAAAUAGUUAAUUCUCCAGAAUGCGACGUUUUCGGAUUUUCAAUAUUGAAAAAGACCCCAGACUCGAAUUGUUCGUGUCCAAAUUGCGACAGGCCCGUUUCGGCUACGAGAUUCGCUCCACAUCUGGAAAAAUGCAUGGGGAUGGGCCGCAACAGUUCACGUAUAGCGUCGCGGCGCAUUGCGUCUAACAGCCGCGAGCCGACCUCGUACGCAGGGCUCCUCAGUGACGAUGAAGACGAUGCGGAUUGGUCCGGUGGCUCCUUGCAGAGCGACCGCAGGAAGCGCAGGAUGAAAAACAACCAUAACAAACGUUCCAGUAAAAGUCACAAGGGUCAUAGGAAUAACAACGGCCAUCACAAUUCCGACUCAAAUGAUGGGGGAGCUACGUAUGAAACAAUGUCAGCCAAUGAGAAGAAGAACCUACUGCUACAAAUCUGUGGAGUUGUUUCUGAACAUACUAAAAAACUAUGUACCAGAUCAACCCGAUGUCCACAACACACAGAAGAACAGCGUCGAGCUUUAAGGAACAGCGUUCUAGAACCUUCCACCCCAGAGUCCCAGACAAUGGGCCUAACAGCUGACGAAGCAGGAUCCCCACCAGACUCGAGCCCUUCAUCUUCCUGCUCAUCCUCUAGUCGCAAACGUGACAGGCAUCGCGCUCCUCCAAAGAUGAAGAAUAAGAGAGAUAGGAACAUGUCGCCAAAUGGUAGGGAUUGAACGGCUAAAUUAAUUUCGUAGAAUUAAAGCAUUAAUGCCCAUUGUUUUGGAAAUCCAUACACGAAGUAGUAAAAGAGAAAAAUGUAAAACAGCUGAACAGAUUACAUCAACCGUAUGGUUGAUUAUUAAGAACCAUUUAAACCAGAUUUUGAAUAUUUAAAUUACGUUGUAAUAGUUGUUUAGGAGCUAUGAUGCCAUAAACUAACAAAAACAGACAGACGCACAUUAAGCUUUUAAAAAUAUGAAACAGUAACAGUAACAGCCUGUAAAUGUCCCACUGCUGGGCUAAGGCCUCCUCUCCCUUUUUUGAGGAGAAGGUUUGGAGCUUAUUCCACCACGCUGCUCCAGUGCGGGUUGGUAGAAUACA